Molecule: messenger RNA, 1383 nt
Organism: Parastagonospora nodorum SN15
Lineage: Eukaryota; Fungi; Ascomycota; Dothideomycetes; Pleosporales; Phaeosphaeriaceae
Exons: 7
Coding region: 1-1383 (460 amino acids)
Biological process (GO): monoatomic cation transport; transmembrane transport
Cellular component (GO): membrane
Molecular function (GO): monoatomic cation transmembrane transporter activity
Source: RefSeq, a predicted model, not a curated record
AUGUCUUCCGAUCACCAUAGUGAGUGUCAGAUUACCCAAGCUCAGCAUCAAAGCCAAGGUGCCGAACAGACAAAUGUUCCAGUCACCGCUGAUCCCUCGUCUCCCAAGAGCUUGUCAGACCAGCCUGCCGCUGUCGCCCAGCAGAGCAACGAUGCUAUAGCACCUGUCACUGAUGCUUCCACCCUUGGGGCCAAGGACGAUGCUACCAUCACUGUCGAUAGUGCCGACCCACUGGGUUACGCACGCCAUCGCCGAGAGGACAUGUCUGAGAAGCAGCUGAAGGCUGAACACCCGCUCGCCAAGCCCAGGCACAUGAAGAAAUUCUACAACAGGCAAAACACUCUGAUUGAUCAAUUCCUCCAAAGUGGUGACGAAGAACGGCUAGCUGCUCUCGAUCAUCUCGAGAAUGGACCAAAGGUCAAGUUCGCCGUUAAUGCUUCUUUCACGGUGAACUUCUUCCUCUUCAUCAUUCAGAUGUAUGCAGCCAUCUCCACGGGCUCGCUGUCUUUGUUUGCAACCGCUGCCGAUGCUUUCAUGGAUCUAGUAUCGUCCGUUGUCAUGCUUACCACGUCUCGGAUGGCUGCAAGGCCAAGCGUCUACAAGUAUCCUGUCGGACGAACACGCAUUGAAACGAUCGGUAUCAUUAUGUUCUGUUGUUUGAUGACAACUGUCGCGAUUCAGCUCAUCAUCGAAUCUGGUCGCGCGCUUGGGGGUGGAGCCAAAGAGUCUGAGGAGCUACACCUCAUCCCAAUCAUCUUCGUGUCCGUUGCUAUCUUCUCGAAGGGCUCGCUUUGCAUCUUCUGCUUCAUCUUCCGCCGCUACCCUGCCGUGCAUGUUUUCUUCAUCGACCACCGUAACGACAUUGUUGUCAACGCCUUUGGCUUGGCCAUGUCUAUUGUCGGUAGCCGUGUAGCUUGGUAUGCGGAUCCAAUCGGUGCGAUCCUCAUCGGACUCUUGAUCUUGGUUUCAUGGGCCGCGAACGCAUUUGACCAUGUUUGGCUUCUUGUUGGAAAGUCGGCGCCUAAGGAAUUCAUUUCCAAGCUUAUCUACCUUGUCGUUACGCACGAUACGCGAAUCACUAAGGUGGAUACGUGCCGAGCCUACCACGCUGGGCAGAAUUAUUAUGUCGAGGUCGACGUGGUAAUGGAUGAGGACCUGCCAUUGAAGGUCACUCAUGAUGUAAGCCAGACAUUGCAGCGAAAGCUCGAAGGCUUGGCUGAUGUCGAACGUGCCUAUGUCCACGUAGACUACGAGGGCCAUCACGAUAUUCACGAGGAGCACAAGCCUUUGUACGAGGUCACUCAAAAGCGCACCAUCAAGGAGCGUGCUAAGGCCUUGUUCUUCUUGUUUGGAAAGAAGAAGGACUCCGCCGCUACUGCCUGA